AUGAACAACGAGAACCGGAUUCGCUCUGGGGCGCCCGUCACAGGGCAGCCACCGCAUCCGGGCUUUGUGAUCAUGAUGAUCAUGAUGAUGUAUUUCUACUCCUCGCCAGCCGGGGGACCUCCUCCGGGUAUGAUUUCUCCAAGGGAGCUCUUCAAUACCAAGAUGGCACGGGAGUCUCACUCGCUCGAUGUCUUGAAUCAGACGCGCUGGGGAGAUUUCCUGCCAAGGGGAAUCGGCGAAGAUAAAGAGAUGGGUGCCGAUGUUCGGUAUGUCAAUAUCACGGGCUUCAGGGAAGAAGAUGGAUAUAGCUGGGGUCGAUUGCGCAAGGUGAAAGAGCGCUUUGAGACCUUCCAGCAGGCAGCGAAGCAUGGCCUAGAGAAGGAUUGGGCUUUGUACAGGAAUGUAACAGGUAUUGUUAAGGGGCCUUGGGUGAGGAGCCAAGGAACAGGCUUUGAAAACCAGGGAGUGGGUGGCUGGGGUCUGAAUCUGUCUGCGAUUGCGUCAGACACGAACUGGGCCUGGAAUCAAUGGAAUCGGAAUAUCACCGGCGCGGAAGGCAAGGCUAUGAUGCGGAUCGAAGAUUAUAGCAGAGUCCCGGCAUUUGGGGAGCCUGAGAAGCAAGAAAUGAGAACAGUGAUGCCAGGGGCACCCAGGGAGGUUACAGCGACACUGACUGUGCAAGAUGAAAGUAGCACGGGCGACGGCUGGGAUAUGCAACUCCAUGGCAUCCAAUGGCCCCAGACUGGGGCUCUAGUGUUGACAACUACGAGCAAUAAGUUUGCAGGCAUAUAUGGCUUGCCACAUUUAACGUCAAACAAGGAUGAGUUUAACGACACCCAGCAUGCCUUGAACAAAACGUUGGGCGACAUCCUACACGGAAAACAGAAGUCGGCUUGGAUCGAUUUGAGAGACCCAUGGUCCGAAGACAGCAUGAUGCCACUGCCUCAUUGCGAAUACGUUGCAUAUGUACAGGUUUAUCCGAUGAAAAAGGACCACGUCAGCCACAGCUCUAAACUGGACGAGCCAUCUCUGCAAACUGCCGUUCAGAUGAUUGAACAAGAACUUCGAUUCCCAACGGGUGCACCACUGUCGAAGGCACCUCCACUCCAAAUGUCCUUUAUUGUCUUCUCUCCGGAUUGUGACUUUGUGCUGGAAUCAAAAGGACCUCCUUCUUACGCACCAGCCCAAGGCCUUCAUCUACAGGGCUACAAACUGGAAGCCUUCAUCUCGCGUGUGAAGAAUUGGCUCCUCAUAUGGGGUACAUGCCUUUUUGGCCAAGUUCUUUUGCUACUUUCUCAAAUGAAGGACGCCUCGACGCCAUCAACAGUUGGCAGGAUCAGCUUUUACACCAUCUCAGUUAUGCUCGCCGUGGACUUUACCCUAUUUCUCAGCUUGAUGAUGGUUUCCAACGCAGCGCCUGCUGUUUUCCCAACCAUGACGCUCGCUGGCUUUGCUUGCGCCAUGGCCGUCGGUUUAGGGUCCAGAUUCUUGGCCGAUAUUAACAAAGUUCAAGCCCCAGAGCGUCGGGAGCGAGAACGAGAACGCGAUCGCGCACAGGCUGCUCAGGCUGCCCAGGCAACGGUGCCUCCCAGAACACCGUCGGCCGAGCCCGCUCCAGUUACGACCGGAAUUCCUAUCAUUACACCGGGAGGCGCAGAAGUCCUACCCCUAGCUACACCUACCAAUGCGCCGGCUGCACCGGCAGUGGUUGACAAUGGCCCUAUUAUAGUCCCAUCAGACCAGGAUGUCGAUGCUGAGAUAGGAGAUAACUUGGCAAAUGGUGCUGCAGCGAUACCAGCCCCUGCAACUGCUCAGAGAGUUACUAUCCCACCACUUACACGACGUCAAGAGAUGGCGGCAUCGCUCGGUCCCGCCCUUUUAGGUCUGAUGUUCUUCUUCCUCGUCUCGGUUAGCUCGAUAUCAUGGCCACCCGCUGCCCGCACAUUUUACGUCAAUAUGCUAUCUUCCAUAUACCUAUCCUUCUGGGUUCCGCAGAUAUACCGAAAUAUCAUGCGCAACUGCCGCAAAGCCCUACUGAGGAAGUUUGUUAUUGGGCAGAGUCUCUUGAGAGCCGGGCCUAUCGCCUACUUUUACCUGAGGAAGGACAACAUCUUCUUUGCUGAGACCAGCGGUACGGCCAUGGCGAUGCUGGGAGGGUGGCUGUGGCUACAGGUGUGGGUCCUCUUUGCGCAAGAGGUCCUCGGUCCACGCUUUGGACUGCCGAAAUCGUGGCUACCGGAGGCUUGGGACUAUCAUCCUAUUCUCCGCGAGGACGAUGUUGAGGGUGGUGAAAUGCCUAUUGGGCUUGCGCAGGCCGGUCCGGAUGGGAGACGCUCGACUGAAGAGCUGAGGAAGAAACGCGAUGGACAUAGUAGGACGGUGGAUUGUGCGAUCUGCAUGAAUGGGCUCGAGGUGCCUAUAGGCCCAGCAAGGGAUGAGGGCGAGAAAGAGUCGGUGGGGACCGGCGGCGUUCAAGGGAUGCUGGCUAGGAGAGUCUACAUGGUCACUCCGUGUCGACAUGUCUUCCACAGCGUAUGUCUUGAAGGGUGGAUGAAGUUCAGGUUACAGUGCCCGAUAUGCCGAGAGACGCUGCCGCCUCUAUAG
Molecule: messenger RNA, 2604 nt
Organism: Pseudogymnoascus destructans
Lineage: Eukaryota; Fungi; Ascomycota; Leotiomycetes; Thelebolales; Thelebolaceae
Exons: 1
Coding region: 1-2604 (867 amino acids)
Molecular function (GO): zinc ion binding
Source: RefSeq, a predicted model, not a curated record